AUGCCGAUCCGAAACCCCUUUGCUCGGCGCCCCGGCGUUUUGGCCACGGCCAACGACAGCAUCAUCACCGAGCAAGAGCGCAGCGUUUCCGGCUUCGAGCGAGUCGACACCGUGGGCUCCAAGGCGUCGUCAGUCCUCAGCAUCCGCAGCGCCAGAAGUCAGGAUACCGGCGAAUAUAAGAUGAGCGUCGUCAAUGACAGUGGCGUCUAUCUUCCCCCCUCACCGUCUGAGGAAAAGGGCUAUUGGCCACGCCGCCAUCUCUCGUCGCGAGAGUCUUCGGACAGCUCAGGCGAGAUUGAGCAGUUUUCCAUUUCUCGAGAAUCCUUUGAUUCGUACCGACGCUCGUUUGACAUCUCGGCUCGAUCUCCCAUCGCUGCGUACGACGUUCCCGCCCGCCAAAGCCUCGACUCGGCCCGUUUCGCGCGAAUGCCUAGGUCGGCAAUCAACCGUAACAUGGAGCAGCUGCCCACCGCCGACGAGAACUUUGAAGAAGUCGGACUCGACGACCAGAAGCAGCCGCCUCGCAAACGGGGCUUCUUCUCCAAGCUGACAGAGACCCAAGAGAAGGACGCCUCUUCGCCCCAGACCGGAGUCUCGAGGUUCCUUAUGCCUGGGAGAAAGAGGGCCCAAAGCGGCCAGGGGUCUGAGCUGGGCACGAUUGAGCCGACGGCGGUGGCCUCGGCAGACUGA
Messenger RNA from Trichoderma citrinoviride, 690 nucleotides. RefSeq lists its product as hypothetical. The record is from RefSeq and is a predicted model, not a curated record. The transcript is spliced from 4 exons. The coding region runs from base 1 to 690 and encodes 229 amino acids. Lineage: Eukaryota; Fungi; Ascomycota; Sordariomycetes; Hypocreales; Hypocreaceae.